AAUCUUCGCUUACAUGGUGGUUAACGUAUAAUAUAAAAUACCACGCAAGUCCAGAAGAUUUAACUGUUAAAAUGGUUUCGAUUUGCCAUGUCGAACAGCAUGUGAAUCCAAAAUUGUGGCUUUCAGAAAUCCGAAAAGAACUUGGGAAAGGUUUAACAAAAGAAUUAUGG
Dentiscutata heterogama is the source of this 170-nucleotide messenger RNA. Lineage: Eukaryota; Fungi; Glomeromycota; Glomeromycetes; Diversisporales; Gigasporaceae. The record is from the annotation of a GenBank genome assembly.